This is a messenger RNA of Fusarium redolens, 891 nucleotides long. RefSeq lists its product as uncharacterized. Gene Ontology annotation, cellular component: plasma membrane; endoplasmic reticulum. NCBI's taxonomy places the organism in Eukaryota, Fungi, Ascomycota, Sordariomycetes, Hypocreales, Nectriaceae. Bases 1 to 891 code for a protein of 296 amino acids. The record is from RefSeq and is a predicted model, not a curated record. The transcript has 3 exons.
AUGGACUUGAUCUACUCCCGUAAUGACGCUCUCGACGUCAACCCUCAGGGCGGCCAAUCUCACCUCUCCGAGGGAGGCUCCGACUGGCUCUGGGCCGUUAUGGCUUGCUUCACCCUCGCCUUCCUCGUCUACUAUGCCCUUAGCUUCCGGCCGCAUCACGGGGAGAAAAUCUUCCAUUACCUCUUCUCCAUCGCCCUGUUCGUCGGCGCUAUCUCCUACUUCGCCAUGGCCUCCGGGCUCGCAUAUUCCGUCAUCCCAACGCAACUCUACACAAGAGAUGCCGCAACGUACCAGAUCUUCUUUGCCAAAUACAUUUUCUGGGUCGUCGCCUUCCCCAUCAUUAUUAUAGCUCUUGGGCUUAUUAGUGGCGUAAGCUGGGCAACCAUCUUAUUCAACGUCUUUCUAGCUUGGAUUUGGAUCAUCUCGUAUCUCUGCUCUGCCUACACGGCCACCCGGUAUAAGUGGGGAUUCUACGCCUUCGGCACUGUCGCCUACCUCCUGCUCGCCUUUCAAACCAUAUGGGCAAGCCGCUCCUCCGCUCGCCGCUCCUCUACUGACCGCUCGUCCGUCGACCGCGACUAUACCAUGCUCGCUGGCUUUGUCAAUCUCCUCUGGCUCCUGUACCCGAUUGCCUUUGCCGUCUCGGACGGUGGCAACGUCAUCAGUGUCACUCGGAGCCUUAUUUUCUUCGGCAUCCUUGACCUCCUCCUCCUGUGUGGAACCGCGUUCGCUUUCCUUUUCCUCGCACGCAGGUGGGACUACGGUCGCUUACACCUAAGCUUUACCCAGUAUGGCCGGGUUGGCUCAUAUGGAAAUGCCGCGCACCCCGAGAAGGGACAUGUAGGCAUGCAUCGGCCAGCGGGCACUGUCACGACUGCGCCUGACUUAUAG